UGCAGCAGGAGGAAGAAGAACCUCUAAGCCCUGGUGGCCGAGUGGACAUAGCAUGGAAAGAGCAUGAUUAAAGGGACAGGAAUGAUGAAUUCAGGCAUAGAUCAGAAACAAAUGGGAGAACAGAAGGAAGAAGAAAAAAUAUGGGAAGAGCACAUGAAAGACCGCAGGCAGAGAGAAGAAAGAAGGCAGAAUGAGCGGCAAGAGGCUUUAGAAAGGGAACGAAGAGAACUAGAAAAAUUGGAUCAAGAGCGGAGGAUGAUUGAAGAAUCAUUGAAGAUUGAAAUGGAAAAAGAAUUAGAAAUGAGUGUUGAAGAAACGAAAGGCAAAUCUGUUUGUGGUGAAAAUCCUUUAGAGAAAUACAUGAAAAUUAUUCAGCGGGAUCAAGACCAGGAGACGGCAGAUAAGAGUUCAAAGGUUGGCAGAGAAGCCUCAGAAGUGGACACAGUGCCAUUGAGUGACAAAGACGAAAGUUUCACGGGCUUUUCUCAUGAAGAAACAGAUGACUUUUGGUAACCAUGUUUGCUGUCCAGCAUCUUAUCCAUAUAAUGUAACUAAAGGCCUAUGAAUUCUCUGUAACAAGACAAAAUUCUCAAUAAAAAUUUUAUGUGUAAUCCCA
This is a messenger RNA of Neomonachus schauinslandi (Hawaiian monk seal), 616 nucleotides long. RefSeq names its product oral-facial-digital syndrome 1 protein-like. Lineage: Eukaryota; Metazoa; Chordata; Mammalia; Carnivora; Phocidae. The transcript has 5 exons. The coding region runs from base 64 to 513 and encodes 149 amino acids. The record is from RefSeq and is a predicted model, not a curated record.